This is a messenger RNA of Tinamus guttatus (white-throated tinamou), 376 nucleotides long. The record is from RefSeq and is a predicted model, not a curated record. NCBI's taxonomy places the organism in Eukaryota, Metazoa, Chordata, Aves, Tinamiformes, Tinamidae.
AUGGGCUCUGUCAGGGUGACGCAGCAGUGGCGACUGAGGCAAAGCCUGCAGGUGCCAGUCCGUGGGGGCAGCGCCUGGUCCGUGGCCGACAUCCUGACGGAGGACGACGAGCAGGACCGAGUGCCGCUGCAGAAGCUCGAGCUCCUGGGGGAAUCGGAGGAGCUAAGAGGCUUGCUCCUGAACCCGCACCUCCAGCAGCUACUGCUAACAAUAGAUAAAGCAGAAGAAAAAAGCGCUCUCAUGAAAAAGUACAUGCAGGAGCCGUUAUUCGUUGAGUUUGCAGACUGCUGUUUGAGAAUUGUGGAACCCCCAGAGAAGGAGAACAUUCUUCCUGAGUGAGCUACUUGGGGAACGUUUUUCUUUCCCUGAAGCUUUU